Messenger RNA from Rhagoletis pomonella (apple maggot), 1857 nucleotides. RefSeq lists its product as uncharacterized. The record is from RefSeq and is a predicted model, not a curated record. NCBI's taxonomy places the organism in Eukaryota, Metazoa, Arthropoda, Insecta, Diptera, Tephritidae. The transcript is spliced from 2 exons. Bases 219 to 1604 code for a protein of 461 amino acids.
UUGUCUCUUCUUUAUUAUUUUUUAGUUUUUAGCUUAAAUAGCUCGCGCGAAAUGCGUAUUUCUGCAACUUAUAAUUCAACGUUCACGUUCGACAUUUUGCUCGAAAUGAAUUGUCUUAACUAUUGUCAGGACGCCAACGCCACGGAGAAAAUUAUCAUAAUUUAUUGCCAAAAAUUCAUAAGCUAGAUGUUCCUCUUCGUCCUAUUGUUUCCUCUUUUAUGGUCCCCUGUUAUAAAAUGUCAAAAUACAUCGGAGAUAUUUUGAAAGUAUUAAUUUCGGAAAAAUACAACGUGAAUAAUGCAUUCAACCUAAAAGAUAAGCUAGCCAAUAUAUGUGUGUGUGAUGAAGAUGUAUUAGUGUCGUUCGAUGUCGUCUCCUUGUUCACAAAUUUACCAACAAUGUUAGCCUCAAAAAUCGUAAUGAAUAAAUGGGACCAAAUUCAACAUAAAACCAAUAUUCCGAAAAAUAAGUUCCAAGAAAUGUUAAGUUUUUGCCUAAAUGACAAUAACUAUUUCAUGUUCAACAAAAAAUUAUAUUCGCAAACGUUUGGAAUGCCUAUGGGUAAUCCUAUUUCCCCAACAAUAGCCGACAUAAUUAUGGACAACCUACUGGGCAAUGCCAUCUCGGAGCUCAAGGAAAAAUUCAAUAUUGACAUCAAAUUUAUUACCAAAUAUGUGGACGUCAUCUUCGCUAUAGUUAAACGUAAUGACGCGAAUAUUAUUCUAGGGACUCUAAACAAGUAUCACAACAAACUUCAAUUUACGAUGGAAACAGAGAAAAAUUCAAAAAUCCCCUUCCUUGACGUUUGCAUUCAUAGGGAAAACCAACAUCUUUUACUUGACUGGUACUCUAAGCCAACUUCUUCUGGACGCUUAAUAAAUUAUUAUUCAUCGCAACCAACUAAAUAUAAGAUUAACACAGCAAAAAACCUCAUCCACAAAAUAUUGACGAUAAGCCACACAAGAUUCCAUGACGCUAACAUAGAGAAAAUAAACAAAAUCUUAAUAUGUAAUAAUUAUCCUGCUAAAUUAAUACGAGAACUAAUAAAUCAACAAAUUAUGAAAAAUAACAUUCAUCCAAAUACAACACCGAACAUAGACACAACAAAAACCACCAAGAAAUUUUACAGUGUAACGUAUAUUCCCAACCUAACCGACAACUUUGAUCACAGCAUAACCAAACCACAAAACACAGCACUUGCCUACAAAUCCAAUUACACCCUUUCGACAAUAUACACAAAAACAAAGUGCCCAGUAGAUGUCCACCAACAAAGCGAUGUAGUGUAUGAAAUUAAAUGCAAAGGAAAGGAAAAUGAAGAAUGCGGGAAAGUGUAUAUUGGGACAACUAAGCGGCCUUUAGGUGUUCGAUUAGGCGAACAUGAAGCUGACAUCAGAAAACAAAAAAGCAGUACAGCAUUAGCACAACAUAUAACAACAAGUGGACACACAGCUGAUUUCGCAAAUGCAAAAGUUAUUGACAAAGAAAAAAGAGAGUCAACCCGAUAUACAUUGGAGAGCCUCAGAAUAAUGCAAAGGAGAGAAAAGACCAUGAACAGAAAGGAAGAUACAGACAACAUUGCGGCCGCAUACAUUUCAUGUUUAUGAUUAUAAACUAACUUUUAGUAUUGACAAAGCUACCACAAAAGAUGGUAUAGAUUAUUAGUAUUUAGUGUUCAAUAAUUCGUAUGUAUUAAUGUUAAAAUAAUUUAAUUAAACGGAAUUGCCCCUGAAGAAGCUAAAAAUGUUUUAGCGAAACGUUGGGCCAGAAAGUGAAAUAACGUAGUUUUAUUUGCACAAAAUACUUAGAUCAGACCAGCCUGGUAACAUACAAUUGAAUAAAUUACGAACUGAUCGGAUA